Molecule: messenger RNA, 3239 nt
Organism: Delphinapterus leucas (beluga whale)
Lineage: Eukaryota; Metazoa; Chordata; Mammalia; Artiodactyla; Monodontidae
Source: RefSeq, a predicted model, not a curated record
GCAGUCAGAUUCCUAACCACUGCACCACCAGGGAAGUCCCUCCCAAAGUGUUUUAAUUGCUAAUUUAGUUGAAUGAUUUUGCAGGGAGCAUGCACUCUCCAACCCACCAUAGUCCCCAUCCCUCCCUAUUGCCUUCCCCAGUCCCCUGUUCUCAUUUGCUUUCCCACCUGGCCCUGCUGAGCCCUCCCCAGACCUUGGUGGCUUGGAGGCUGCCCCAGGCCUGCAGGCCUAACUGGGCAGUGAGAAAGCCAAUGCUCUCUCCUUCUUCUGAACCAAGACCUCAAGAAUCCAGCUUCACCUCCUGGAGGCAAAUGCCCACAUUCAAGUUGUGGUCAAGUACAGGAAGUGGUGCCUGUGUGGACAGAACUUAGGAAGCAGGCGACCUGGUUUCCAGGUAUAACUUGGCUGUGUAAUCCAGAACACAUUCCUUCCCUCUCUGAGCACCAGUUUUCUCAUCUGAAUAAUAGAGAAUUGGACCGGGGCCCUUCGAAUUCCAGCAACAGGUGACUCAAAUCCAGAGGUUCAUGCCCUGUUGUCUGCCACCCAGAUCUGUGCUGAUGCGGACUGCGUGCCUAUGAGGGGUUCUAGGGACACAGGCACAAGCAAGACACAGACAAGGUCCCUGCUCUCAAGGGGCUUGCAUUCUAAUAAAACAGGAUCUAAACAAGUAUGUGCAUAGAUAUGAAAUACAAUAUCAGGUAAGAAAAGUACCAGGAAGAAAAAUAAAGCAGGGUUAAAGAAGUAGUGAUGGGAAAGUGGAAAAAUUUUAGAAAAGAUGGUCAUUGAAGGCAGAGACCUGAAUUAGGUGAGGAAGCAAGCCAUGGAGAGAUCUGGGGCAAGGGUGUUCUGACAGAGGAAACAGCACAUGCAAAGAUCCUGAGGUGGAAACCAGUUUGGCAUGUGGGAGGACAAGCAUGAAGACUGUACGGCUGGAAGUAUGGGAGGCAAGGAGGAGGCAGGUGAGGUCAGAGAGGUGGGGAGAAGGCCAUCUCAGCAAAGAGGAGGUGAGAUUCUAUUUUGAUGAUGGGAAGUUCUUGGAAGGAUGAGUGCAGGAUCAUGACCUGAUCUCAUUUGUCUUUAGAGGGAUCCACUUCAGCCAGCUGUGUAGAGAGUGGAUCUAUGGUGUCAGUCAAGAUCCAAUCAACAAAAGAGAAAUCACUCUAUGUAUUCCAGACAAGAGGAAUUUGAUACAGGGAAGGAAUUGAACUACCAAAGGGGCUGCAGGGGCUGAGUUGCUGGGGUGGAGGAGAGAACCACAGUCCCAGCCUUGCACACUUCCAUGGGGCCGGCCAAGCCCCCAAGAGAAUGGCAGCCUGGGUGUCUGAGCCAGCACCUGGGCAGCCUGUGAGCACAGGGUGAAGCCUGAGCGCUCGAAUGGCCAACGCCACAGGGCUGAACGCACCAGAAGUCGCAGCCUCGAUGGGGUUGAUCCUGGCGGCUGUCGUGGAGGCGGCAGCACUGCUGGGCAACGGCGCACUGCUGGUUGUGGUGCUGCGCACGCCGGGACUACGCGACGCGCUCUACCUCGUGCACCUGUGCGUAGUGGACCUGCUGGCUGCCGGCUCCAUCAUGCCGCUGGGCCUGCUGGCCGCUCCGCCGCCAGGGCUGGGCCGCGUGCGCCUGGGCCCCGCGCCCUGCCGCGCGGCACGCUUCCUCUCGGCGGCGCUGCUGCCCGCCUGUACGCUCGGGGUGGCGGCGCUCGGCCUGGCGCGCUACCGCCUCAUAGUGCACCCGCUGCGGCCCGGCGCGCGGCCUCCGCCCACCCUCGUGCUCACCGCCGUGUGGGCGGCGGCGGGGCUGCUGGGCGCGCUCUCCUUGCUCGGGCCGCCGCCCGCACCGCCCCCUGCCCCGGCUCGCUGCUCUGUCCUGGCAGGGGGCCUCGAGCCCUUCCGGCCGCUCUGGGCGCUGCUGGCCUUCGCGCUGCCCGCCCUCCUGCUGCUCGGAGCGUACGGCGGCAUCUUCCUCGUGGCGCGCCGCGCUGCCCUGCGGCCCCCGCGGCCCGCGCGCGGGUCCCGGCCGCGCUCCGACUCUCUGGACAGCCGCCUCUCCAUUUUGCCGCCCCUUCGGCCUCGCCCGCCCUGGGGCAAAGCAGCCCUGGCCCCGGCGCUGGCCGUGGGCCAGUUCGCAGCCUGCUGGCUGCCUUACGGCUGUGCGUGCUUAGCGCCCGCUGCCCAGGCCGCCGCGGCCGAGGCGGCCGUCACCUGGGUAGCCUACUCGGCCUUCGCAGCGCACCCCUUCCUGUACGGCCUGCUGCAGCGCCCUGUACGCCGGACGCUGGGCCGUCUCGCCCGACGAGCGCUACGCCGGCCCCCGCGGGCCUGCACUUCGCGGGCCUGGCACCCGCGGGCCCUCCUGCAGCACCUCCAUAGACCUCCAGAGGGCCCUGUCCUAGGCCCUUCUGAGGCACCAGAACAAGCCCGGGAUUUGGCAGGAAGGGAGAGCCUGAGCAUGCCAGAGGCCACGUGAGAGAUGUCUCCCAAGGUGAGCCGGGACUGGAGAAAGCAGGGUGGUAUCACAAAGGGCCCAUCCAGCCUCCAGCACAGCUUAUGGCAGGUAGCCUGCCUGCACUUCGGGCUCUGGAAUGGGAGAAAGGGAACCUGCAGCCAAGUGAGGCCCAGAGGCUUCUGGGAGCUAGGAAUCCUGAGUUCUGGGCCCAACUCUGCAUGGCCUUGUACACAGACCUACCCUUCACUAGGUAUCAGUUUUCCCAUCUGUACCCUGGACCAUCUCUAAGGGCUCCUCCAGCUUGGGUGAUCAGGACACUCAUGGAUGAUCCCCAGGCCAAGGAAGAAGCAGAGGUGGGCAGGAUCACAGAGGGCCCUAAUGGCUCACAGCCAAAGGGAAUGGGCCAAGUAGGGCAGGGUCUGGGUUACAGCCACAGCAGGAGGAACCAGUGAAGGGACAUUCAGAAAGACCUCCUGCACAUCUGCACCAAGGAGAGGCUGGACAAAACUACUGGAACUCCUCCAUCAGCUUCUAAAAAUGCCCAGAAAACAACUGGAUCGCUUUGGUGCCAGAGGCAGGAGGCUGGACAACAUGACCCCCCAAAGAGCCCUGAAGCCCCAGAACUGGCAUGUGGAAGGGGCGAGGCCCAGCUGGGGCUGAUGGAGUCACAGAUGGGGGUCCUCUGGGGUCUCAGCUACACCCGUUUUCUGGAGGUUUUGCCAAUACCCACAGUGUUUCACAGCUUCCUGGUCUCUCAGAAUAUUUAUUCAAAAACAGGAAUUGAAAAAACUGUA